AUGGAAUGCACUAGGACGGUUGGAAAGAAGAACUUCAAAGAGGAUGCCAAGCAGCUUCAGCAGAACUCCCUCCCCCCAUCUCCCUCUCGGCAGAACCUUCUGACAACGUCGGCACUAUCGCCUUCUGACAACGCCAGCACCUUCGCCUUCGGACAAUGCUACGUGGUCUCCUACGGUCCUUCAUUUCCACACAGAUUUCCCCUAGAUCCCGGCAUCAUUGACGUUAUGGCGUUGGCGGAGGUGACUGCUGUCAUUAAGGGUUCCGAGAUUUGUUUUGUGGGUGUGGUGGUUGUGAGACUGAGAUCUCAAAGAAAUGUAGCAACCCAUGUGUUGUCCAAAGCGUUAGAUCUAUUGGAUGAUGGUGAUAUGGAUGAGUUUACCAUCACAUGCCUAACCCCGAGUUCUUUUGCUAUCGUGAGUACAUUAAUUAUGCCUUCAAUUGCUGGUGCCAAUAGCUCAUUCUCAGGAUCUCAGACUUCAUCAACUAUGCAAAGAGAAGAGAGUAUCGUGUUGAUGGUUAAGGUGAAGAUGGCGUUGGCGGAGGUGACUGCUCUGAUUAAGGGUUCCGAGAUUUGUUUUGUGGGUGUGGUGGUUGUGAACCUUCUGACAACGCCGGCACCAUCGCCUUCUGACAACGCCAGCACCUUCGCCUUCGGACAACGCUGCGUGGUCUCCUACGGUCCUUCAUUUCCCCACAGAUUUCCCCUAGAUCCCGGCAUCAUUGACGUUGUGAAGAUGGCUUUGGCGGAGGUGACUGCUGUGAUUAAGGGUUCCGAGAUUUGUUUUGUGGGCAGUCGUGCUGAGGUAUCAACGGUGAUGGUGGCACUGGAGGUGGCGGCGUUGGAUUUGGUGUUGAAUAGAUCUACACACCACAAUCACAGCCACCAUCGUGCUCCACUGCAACAGCUUCGAUUGGGGCCAAAGCUUCACAUUUCGAUCCCAAUGGGUAAAUGUGUUAGCACCAUCACCAGUUCAGCCACUCCAAAUUCUCCCAUUUUCAAAUCCAACAGUAACAGUAAAUCUCCACCAUCCGUACAACCAUUGCUAGAAGAGGAAACAAUUAAAGAAACCCACCAGAAGUCAACGCCAAAGUUCAGGAACCGGUCGUUUUCUCACAAAAUAAAGCAGGAUAGAGUAGUGAAAAAAUCUCCGGUGAGAAUGCCCGAGUCAUCAACAGAUCGAGUCGGGUCUAGGAGGGAGGGUUCGAUAACUGCAGUCUUCGUCGCUACACACACCGCUCGUCGUUACUUGUAG
This is a messenger RNA of Fraxinus pennsylvanica, 1254 nucleotides long. The record is from the annotation of a GenBank genome assembly. Lineage: Eukaryota; Viridiplantae; Streptophyta; Magnoliopsida; Lamiales; Oleaceae.